Carya illinoinensis is the source of this 1452-nucleotide messenger RNA. RefSeq names its product protein FAR1-RELATED SEQUENCE 5-like. Lineage: Eukaryota; Viridiplantae; Streptophyta; Magnoliopsida; Fagales; Juglandaceae. The transcript is spliced from 2 exons. The record is from RefSeq and is a predicted model, not a curated record. The coding region runs from base 1 to 1452 and encodes 483 amino acids.
AUGACCCAAAGAAGUAAAAGAGAAGAAGAUGUGACUGUUCGAUAUGUAACAGUUGGUUGUGCUCGUGGUGGUAAGGCAAGGAGACGUAUUACCAACCUUUUUAAACCACGCCCAACAACAAAAACUGAUUGUAAGGCGAGAAUUAAUGCAAGUUUGGUUGAUGGUGUCUUACGCAUAAGUACUGUCUAUAAUGUUCACAAUCAUGGGUUAAGUCCACAAAAGGCAAGAUUUUUUAGAUGUAAUCGUGCAAUUGAUGAUUCUGUGAAGAGGCAGUUAGAUAUUAACGACAAAGCAGGCAUUGGUAUGUCCAAAAGUUUUAACGCAUUGGUUGUUGAGGCUGGUGGCUUUGAGAAACUUCCAUUUAUUGAAAAAGAUGCAAGGAAUUAUAUUGAUAAGGCUCGACACCUUAGACUUGGCAAAGGAGGUGCUGAUGCACUUCGUGGUUAUUUUGAGAGGAUGCAGUAUAAGAAUGAUAGGUUUUACUCAUCGAUGGAUUUGGAUGACAAUGGUCGAUUAAAAAACAUAUUUUGGGCCGAUGCACGCAGCAGAGCGGCAUAUGAGUAUUUUGGGGAUGUUGUAACAUUUGAUACAACAUACCUAACAAAUAGAUAUGGCAUGCCAUUUGCCCCGUUUGUGGGUGUGAACCACCAUGGACAGUCAAUACUUUUGGGAGCAGGCUUGAUAUCAAGUGAAAAUACUGAAACAUUUGUCUGGUUAUUUGACACUUGGUUGAAAUGUAUGGAUGAGAGAGCACCAAAAACUAUCAUCACUGAUCAAGACAGAGCCAUGAAAAAUGCUAUUGCAAUAGCUUUUCCAAAUACCCGGCAUAGAUACUGUUUGUGGCACAUAAUGAGAAAACUGCCAGAGAAGUUGGGCUCACAUGCUGAAUUUAAGUGUGGUUUGAAAAGUGCAUUGCAACGAUGUGUGUAUGAUUCUCUAACUUCUGACGAGUUUGAGAAGUCUUGGGAGGUGUUUAUUGACACUUACAAAUUGCAUGAAAAUGUCUGGCUUCAGAGUCUCUAUAAUGAGCGCACGUAUUGGGUUCCGGUAUACCUAAAAAAUACAUUUUGGGCUGGGAUAAGCACAACUCAGAGGAGUGAGAGCAUGAAUGCCUUUUUUGAUGAAUAUGUACAUUCAGGAACUACAUUGAAAGAAUUCGUAGAUCAAUUCAACAAUGCACUGAGGAAGAAAGUAGAGAAUGAGAUGGCAGCGGAUUUCCAUUCAUUUAAUUGUACAGUCCCUUGUAUAUCUCAUUUGCCCAUGGAGAAAAAGUUUCAAGCAGUGUACACAAAUUCCAAGUUUAAGGAAGUGCAGUUAGAAAAGGGGCAAUUACUACGUAUCAAGUUAAUGACCAAAGAGAAGUUGAAGAUGGCAUCAAGAAGUCAACUUUGCAAGCGUACUUUAAUGAAGAAGAGUGUGAGGCAAAAUGCAUGUGUGGUCUAUUUGAGAUGA